CCUUUUUCUUGGAUAUCAACCUAUCUCAUCGUGGACCACAAGUUGGCCUACAGAUGGUCAGAGCUUCAUCUCGAAUCCUACUAAAAGGCCCACUAGAGAUCAGAGAUUGUCAAGAAACAACAUUCCUGAAAAAAAUAAAAAUCCAUUCUUUGAUUUAUUUCAUAUAUUCCAUGACCAGAAACAGAGGGCUACACGUUAUACAUUUUGCAAAGAAAUAGCACAUUUGUUUCUCAAGAAGAGAUGGGAUGCUCAAUAUUAUUUGACUGAAUAGUUGACCCAGCUCCUUGUUUGAAGAAACCCUUUGCUUCAAUUGGUAUGCUUUUAUGAAAAGAAGAGGUGAUGGAAAGUACUCUCAUUUGAAGAAACUUGAGAAGGCAUCUGAGAACCUGAAACUCUUUAAGGCAGACUUGCUGGAGUACAACACGCUUUGUUCUGCCAUUGCAGGAUGCGAUGGAGUGUUUCAUGUCGCCAGUCCCGUCCCCCCUACCACUGUAGUACCAAAUCCUGAGGUAGAACUAAUGGAGCCUGCUGUGAAGGGCACACUUAAUGUACUGAAGGCAUGUACUGAAGCAAAAGUUAAACGGGUUGUUGUUGUGUCCUCUGGAUCUGCUGUCAUGAGGAAUCCUAGGUGGCCCAAGGGUAAAGUGAAGGAUGAGACUUGCUGGUCUGACAAAGAAUAUUGCCGAACAACUGAGAAUUGGUAUUGUCUUUCUAAAACAGAAGCAGAAACCGAGGCCCUUGAGUAUGCCAAAAAAAGUGGGCUUGAUGUUGUGAGAGUUUGCCCUACCCUCGUUCUAGGGCCAAUCCUGCAGUCCACAAUCAAUGCAAGUAGUUUGGUCCUCAUUAAACUUUUGAAAGAAGGAUAUGAGUCACUGGAAAACAAGCAUCGCAUGAUAGUAGACGCACGUGAUGUAGCUGAAGCUCUGCUUCUUGCUUAUGAGCAGCCCGAAGCUGAAGGAAGAUACAUAUGCACAGCACACAUGAUCAAGAUGCAGGAUUUGGUGGAGAAUUUAAGGAGCAUUUACCCCUAUUACAAUUAUCCAAAGAAUUUUACAGAGGGAGAGGAAACAGAGAACCUGAGCUCAGAGAAACUGCAGAGAUUGGGAUGGAAUUACAGGCCACUGGAAGAAACCCUAGUUGACUCGAUCAAAAGCUACAAAGAGGCUGGCAUCUUGGAUUAGAAAUAACUGACAGUAUCCUGUUUGGUUCGGGCAAUUAUGAUGAUUCCCAAGUAUUCCUGCCUAGGAUUCCCCUUGAUAUUGCAGUUCUGGAUCAUAGAUACCACUAUUCUGCUGUGUAUCUUAUUGAUAUUAUGACUCUUUUUUCUAAGUGAAAUUGAUAUUCUGACUGUAAGUCACUGAUGUUGCACUAUUUGUUGAAUCAGACUACAUGGUUAUGGAAUCCAAACCCAAUUUAGCCCUUUUAUCCCAAAAGCUAGGUAUUUAUGGGACUGAUAUGGGUUCGUCUUUCUACCCUGCACCACUUAAAGUUCAGUUUAGCUUAAACUUCGUAAAAACCAAAUUUAUUUUUUGUUAAACAAAAUGAUGAGAAGUGCACUCAUAUGGAAGGAAAAAAAUCUGCUUGGUUGAAAUAGAAUAGUUGCCGUCCUCAGAAAUGAGGUCCCCUUUUGCCUUGAUAUCAGAGGGGACAGGGACACAUCAUGAAUCAACAGCCUAUCUAGCAUAUGGAUGAAAAAAACCCAAUGAUACCAAUCCAAACAGGUAAAAAAAUAGUCAUUUUAGCUUAAGAGCUCCAUGUUUUGUUUUUAUUUGGUUUUGUCAUUUGUGUGCCCAUUCAGUUAGAAUCACGUGCCUCAUUUUCUUCCUUGGCUGCUAUUUUUCAUGAGCAUGACAUGGAAUUUCGACUCUUCUGCUGAGAAAGUGCAAACAACACUAGUUUAUAUGACACAGCCACUGAUCAAAUCUCAAAGCCAACUGGGUUUUGUGUGCUUCUGAGGAAGAUGGAAGAGAAUGGAGAGAAGCAAAGAGUGUGUGUGACUGGUGCAGGAGGCUAUUCAUGGAUCAUAAAUUUACCCUAUCGAAACAGUCAGAGACCCAUGUGAUGCAAAGAACAGCCAUCUGAAGAAACUGAGAAGGCUUCUGAGAAUCUUCAACUGUUUAAGACAGAUUUGCUGGACUAUGAAGGCCUUUGUGCUGCCUUUGGUGGAUGCUCUGGGGUUUUCCAUGUUGUCAGUCCAGUCCCCAUUGGCCCAGUAUCUAACCCUCUGAUAAGAUUUAUGAAUACAAGAUAAAAGAAAAGAUUCUAGUUUCUCCUUGGAAACAACAAUGUGAAUUGUUUCAUACUCCCUUAAAUUAUCUUCUAUUUAUUUCGUUGACAUAAUUUUACUUUUCCCAUUGUUCAUUCAUUCAUUCAUUCAUUUAUUUCCCCAAAUCACUAAAUCAACCAUCAUUCAGUUUCCAUUCUUUAUUUUUCCUAUGGGGUCUUAUGUGUUGCAGAAUUUUACCCACUUUGAACUGAUUGAACCAGAUAUAACAGGCACACAUAAUCUCCCAAAGGAAUGUGAGAGGGCCAAAGUGAAGAAAGUUGUGGUUCUGUCAUCUGCUGGUGCUGUCACGCUCAACCCAAGUUCCCAACUGGCCUAAAAGUCUGCCCAUGGAUGAAGAAUGUUGGUCUGACCUUGAAUUUUGCAAGGCAACCAAGAAUUAUUGUUACCUUGCAAAACAAUAGCAGACAGUCAAUCAUUGGAAAAUGCAAAGAAAAGCGAGCUCAACAUUGCAACAGUUUGUCCAUCCUUUGUUUUCGGGCCAAUGUUGCUAUCCACAAUGAAUGGCUGCAGCCUAACAUUUAUGAAAGUGUGCGAUGUGGCUGAAGUGAUUCUGUUGGCAUACAAGAACCCUGAUGCAAUAGGAAGAUACAUAUGGUAAUCACACUCAGUCCAAGCACAAGCUUUGGCAGAGAAGUUGAAGAGUAUGUAUCCUAACAACAAUUCCCCAAAAGUUACAUUGAAGAUGAGGUAAAUUAAGUUCAAAGAAGUUGCAGUGGCUGGGAUGGAAGUGUUAGGCCACUGAAAGUGACUAUUAUGGCUGCAGCUAGAAACCAUCAAGAGAAUGGCUUCUUGGCUGAACAACUAGCCAACAAAUUUAGCUGAUAGAGAAGGUUCUGAAAUUAUUAUGGCUGAUAUGAUAUCCCAGAGGGCCCUACUGAAACAUUUUCAAAA
Molecule: messenger RNA, 3178 nt
Organism: Vitis riparia (riverbank grape)
Lineage: Eukaryota; Viridiplantae; Streptophyta; Magnoliopsida; Vitales; Vitaceae
Product: cinnamoyl-CoA reductase 2-like
Exons: 10
Coding region: 324-1181 (285 amino acids)
Molecular function (GO): oxidoreductase activity, acting on the CH-OH group of donors, NAD or NADP as acceptor
Source: RefSeq, a predicted model, not a curated record